AAGAUCUGAAAUUUUGUGUGAGAUUCCUCAGAUACAAACGCUUCCAACGAGCCUAUGCUCGACCCAAACCAUCGCUGGAAUUUGGUGCAGUUUCAGAUUUCACAGAUACUGUAAAACGAAAAAAACAGUAACCAAAGAAAAAUGCUUAUCUCUUCAACGAAUGCUCCAAUCUGAAAUUUUGCAGGAAGAAUCCUUAGAUGCAGACGAUUUCAACGAGCCUAUGCUUGAUCAAAACCGCCACCGAAGUUGACAGCGCCGGUGGCUGAAAUCUGCCGCGGUUUCAAAAUUUAGAGGUAAACUUGCUCUGAUAUCAUGUAAAGAAAAAGAAGGACAAAAAACAAGCAAGAUUUAAUUCGGUCUACUGAGACCUACAUCGACGACAAAAGCUCCACACUUAUUUUGUAUUUUUCAUUGUUGUUUUGGGCAAAAGCAAUACACGUGAUAUAUGUCCACCAAAAUGCUUAACGACUCUCUCACAAGGCAAUACAAUAAUAGAAACUAUGAUAGAGAACGGUAUUAUGCCCAACUAGUGGAAACCAAAAUUUCGAUGUAAGAGCAAGCAAUCUAGUUUGGGUGGAAGCAGAACAAGCUAAAGAAGAUCUGAUCGACGGUGCAUCGACUGCAAUGAAGGUGGUGGUGUUCCCCGCGCCCUUCCAUGGCCAUCUACCUCCCAUGAUCCAACUGGCCAAGCGCUUGGCUGUCCAAUGCCCUGGUCUGUCCUUCACCAUCAUAUUCAUGAGCACCCCCCUCUUCUCCACUGCCAACGCUGCCGCCAGCAUCGCUGCCGAUAAGGCCUCCGGCGUCGGCAUCGAUUCGAUUGACCUCCCGCCGGUGGAACUCGCUAACCCUGAGAAGAUCAAACCCUUGACUCGGUUAUCGCUCUACACAGAAUUGCAUCGGCCGUCGCUCUCCGACGCGCUGCGGUCCCUGCAGGCCUCCUCCACCCCCAUCUCGGCCUUCCUCAUCGACUUCUUCUGCACCAACGCCAUCGACGUCGCCACGAGCCUCGGCAUCCCAACCUACAUCUUUUUUACGUCCAGCGCCGUUCAGUUGGCGCUGAUGCUCCACCUCCCGAAGCUCGACCUUGAAACAAAGCCGGAGUUUCGGGAGCUGACGACAAAGCUCGAAGUUCCGGGAAUGUUGCCGGUGGAUCCUCGGGAUCUGCCGGUGGCCACCUUGCUAGACCGGAAGGACGACGAAUACCAGUGGUUCCUCUACCACUGCAAGCGCUUGCCAGAGGCAAGAGGCAUCCUCGUGAACAGCUUCCGUGAACUGGAGCCGACGGCCUUCAAGGCGUUGGCAGAAGGGGAGUGCCUUCCCGGUGGUCGGACUCCAGCAGUGCAUGCCGUGGGCCCGAUGAUCGGUAAUCCCGGAACCACGUCUGGCGUAGGAGACCCGAGCCACGAGUGCCUCAAGUGGCUGGAUGAACAUCCAGAUGGGUCAGUGGUAUUCCUCUGUUUUGGCAGCCGGGGAGCGUUUGCAGCGGAGCAGAUCAUGGAGAUUGCGCGAGGGCUCGAGCUCAGCGGGCAGCGGUUCCUUUGGUCGGUGCUGCCGCCGUCUCACCGGCGGCCGGGGGUCUCCAUCCACCCAACUGUGGAUCCCUUUGAGGCUUUGCCCACUGGAUUCAUAGAGCGGACCAAAGGGCGAGGCCUGGUCUGGAGUGGGUGGACACCGCAGGUGGCCAUUCUCUCGCACCGGGCCACGGGUGGGUUCGUGUCACACUGCGGGUGGAACUCGAUCCUGGAGAGCAUCUGGUGUGGGGUGCCCCUGAUUGCCUGGCCCUUGUACGCAGAGCAGAGAAUGAACAAGGUAGAGGUGGUAAGGGACUUGGGAGUGGGGUUAGGCCUGGAGAAGGAGUGGGGCGGCACAGCUGACGGCGGGUUGGUGAGAGGGGAAGAGUUGGAGAGAGCAGUGAGGACGUUGAUGGAAAGGGAGGAAGGCAGGAAGGUGAGGGAGAAGAUGAAAGAGAUGAAGGAAUUGGGGAGGAGGGCCAUGGAGGAUGGCGGGUCUUCCGGAACCAGUUUAGCCGAUAUCGUCCAUGAAUGGCUUUCUGGCUCGCUCAUCCCCAGUCCAUGAAAACUCUGUAAAAUCGUUUGUGGCCAGUUCUCAAGUCCUUCUUUUUUCCUUCUUAAUUUUUCUGAAGUGUUGUAGCAUCUAGCGUUACUAUGGAAAAGAUGAUCACCAACUUGCACCGACAAGUAAUAGAAGAGAUCUGCACUUGCAAUCGAUCAUCUUGUAAUCUGAAAUCAAAAUCAAAUGGCUGAGCAGAUUGUCCCCAA
Messenger RNA from Nymphaea colorata (pocket water lily), 2279 nucleotides. RefSeq names its product anthocyanidin 3-O-glucosyltransferase 2-like. The transcript has a single exon. The record is from RefSeq and is a predicted model, not a curated record. Gene Ontology annotation, molecular function: UDP-glycosyltransferase activity. Lineage: Eukaryota; Viridiplantae; Streptophyta; Magnoliopsida; Nymphaeales; Nymphaeaceae. The coding region runs from base 625 to 2076 and encodes 483 amino acids.